UUAAUAUUUUUUAAGUAAAAUGUUAUUUCCCGCCCAUGACAACUUCUGAGUAGGUCCAGACAUUUGACAAACUUUAGCUGCAAAAACUCAUAAAUCAUAUGCUUUGGGAGAACACAUUUACAGGCAGAGCAUAGGCGCGCUCUAGAUUUCCCUCAUCCCCACUCACUUGAAAUACGGCGCAGCACAGCAGCAGGGAAUCCUUGCCGUGCCGUGGUCUCUCUCGAUCUUUUGGGGAAAUAAAAGAUGGUAUCAGCUCUAACUCGUCUGCUGCUCCUCACCUGCGUGAUUCUACCUUUCAAUGGAGCAGAGAAAUUGAGAAAGGCGCUUGACAGGAAGGAUGUUGAAUACGAAAAGUACAACAGCUGCCCCCAGGGUCCGGCUGGCACCCCUGGAAGGGAGGGUAACCCUGGCACCAAUGGCAUCCCUGGGACUCCUGGCAUCCCGGGGCGCGAUGGCAUCAGGGGGGAGAAAGGAGAGUGUGUGAGUGAGGUGUUUGAGGAGCCAUGGAAACCCAACUACAAGCAGUGUGCCUGGAACUCACUCAACUAUGGGAUCGACCUGGGCAAAAUAGCUGACUGUACAUUCACCAAGCUGCGUUCAGACAGUGCCCUGCGUGUGCUCUUCAGCGGCUCCCUGAGGCUGAAGUGUAAGACAGCCUGCUGCCAACGUUGGUACUUCACCUUCAACGGAGCUGAGUGUACAGGACCUCUGCCCAUCGAGUUCAUCAUCUACCUCGACCAAGGCAGCCCUGAGCUCAACUCCACCAUCAACAUACACAGAACCUCAUCUGUUGAAGGGUUGUGUGAGGGGAUCCGGGCAGGCCUGGUGGACGUGGCUAUCUGGGUGGGGACCUGUGCUGACUACCCCAGAGGAGAUGCAUCUACAGGGUGGAACUCUGUAUCCAGGGUCUUCAUAGAGGAGCUGCCCAAAUGAGGCCGUAUUUAUUAAGUGAUGGGACCAGGCCCCAUAGAGAAAGAACCCCUAACAAUCCUUCUGAAGCCUUUGACUACAUAUCAGUUUAGUUUCUGGAUGGGUUCCUAGUCUUUGACAAUGUCCUCUGGCCAAUCAGACUUCAGUUGUGGCUAAAGCCUACUACAGUAUCACUGAUGUUCACUUGAAUGUUCUGUACUACAGCACAUGGGUAGGGUCUAGUUUAUUGGCCACCUGAAAUUAGAUUUAUUCCUCAUUAGUCCCAUUCCUGUUUAAUAAGGAAGGAUUCUGGCUGUGCAUGUAAUCUGUUGAAGUCGUACAUUUUUAAAUGAAUUACUGUCAAUAAAGUAAUAUUUUGUAUGAA
Oncorhynchus masou masou (cherry salmon) is the source of this 1294-nucleotide messenger RNA. RefSeq names its product collagen triple helix repeat-containing protein 1-like. The record is from RefSeq and is a predicted model, not a curated record. The transcript is spliced from 4 exons. NCBI's taxonomy places the organism in Eukaryota, Metazoa, Chordata, Actinopteri, Salmoniformes, Salmonidae. Bases 244 to 933 code for a protein of 229 amino acids.